CAAGUAAUGCGAAAAUCAAUAUACGAUCUGUCGAUGUAAGGUUAUGUACACCAGGGAUAACAGUCGGAACUAGGUCAUAUGCGAGGCAACAAGAGUGAUACUGUGUGGAUGACGUUCGAAGAUGUGUUUACUUGCAUAGCCUUACUCAAAAUCGUGCACCUGUAAUCCACGUUAGCGAGACCCCUAACCCAUCGGCUUGCCAUCCGGACUCCAAGAGGACUGUAUGUAGAACAUAUGGAGAAGCAUGCAGAGGGCUGUCCGAUCCAUUUCCGGCAAAGUAGCCACACUUAUUGCCUGAAUAACAACACUUACGCGGGAUCGGGACACCCCACCGCCCCAAGCCAUGCCAGUCCAACCCAAGCUCCUCUCGCUGUUCCUGGCAGCUCUCCUAGCUCCAAGCUCAUCCUUAACCUCAGCACAGCAAACAGCAAGCUCCCUCGUCAUCGACACCAGCACACCCGCACCCAUUGCAGCUGACCCCAUCUGGGGCUGUGAGGCCCCAGCACUUCCCCCGGGUGCCGUACAUGUCGUGGUUUCCUCGUACAAUGCGGAACCCGAGCAGCUGCUGCCCUGGCUCUGGCACCUGGGCCUUACCAACGCCAUCGUGUACGUCUACUACCGUACGAACGAUACCAGCAUUCCAGCCAUGUACGGCAGCGGUGACGUCAGCGGUACUGCUACUGCCUUACAGCUGCCGUGCAACAUGACACUGCGGGUACUGCCCCUGCUGCCCAAUAAGGGUCGGGAGGCGGCGGUGUUCCUACACCACCUGGUGACGCACUACCAGGCGCUACCCGCGGCCCUGAUGCUAGCUCACGACCACGGCCCCGCCUCGCGUCACUCCCUGUGUGGCCCCUUCUACCGCCGAGCGCGGGGCUACUACCGCGGCCUGUGGGAGCGAGAGCAGGUGGAAGCGGGGGCUGAGGGCGGGCGGAGGAAGGAGCAUGAGCCGAGCGUGUUUGAGAGGUUCGCGAGCAUGAUGGUCACCCUCAGCAGCGGCUGCAGCGAGAGUUGGGCUCGCGGCUGCUGCGCUACCUUCGUCUGCUCCAGCUCGCCUCAAAUCUGCCCCUUCGCGCCGGAGGACUGCACUGCCUCCCAGCGCGACCCACGGGUCACCGAGGGACCCACGCCCGGCGUACGGCAGACCUACAUGCAUGUGGAUGGCUUUUAUGAUGUACGGCACGAGAACAAGGUGGUUGUUGCUGGCGAGGCGUCGUACCCUGUGGCCUUGCUGCGGUACACUGGGGCAGCUCACAGGUCUGCAGGCAUGUGGAACAUCUCCACGGAGUAUCCACCGGGGGAGCAGCGGGCCAGCCGGGAGGAGACAGCUCAGCUGCUGCAGUCGCUCAUCUCCCGUUACCGCAGGUCCGGCAAGGCAGGGGGCGGCAGCGGCUCGCUCUCCAGGCGGCGCGCCUCGCCUCGCCGCCUGCACCACGCCUUCAAGAGCUGCUGCGGCUCCUUUCUAAUGCGGAGGGAGCAGGUGCUGCGCUGGCCGGUAGAGAUGUACGGGGAGAUGCUGGCAUACUCCAUGGACCCCAAGCUGGACUACGAAGCUACCAAGGCUGUGUCGGGUCCGGGAUGGUACCUGUGGACGGAUCGCGACUACGACCGCCGCGAUGUGAUGACCUACAUGCAGGUGGACGUGCGGCUCAAGUCCAUCCAGGGCUGUCCCUCGCAGCGGCAGCCGCACCUGCAGCGGAUCAUUGCCGACAUGCGCGGCAGGGCGGCGGGGUAGCAGCUGCGGGGGUGCAGGGCGGCGGGGUAGCAGCUGCGGGGGCUGUAGCAGGGGGAGCAGCAGCCGGUGUGAUGGCGAUGGUAAUGGCGACUCAGUGGCGGUGGCAAAAUCGAUGAGGAGGGAGGAGGUGGAUGGCAACACGCGGCGUAGGGGCUUCCAUGGCACAGGGUGGCAGGGGCAACUGAAACGCGGCGUUCCUAACACGAAGGACGCGAGGGGGAGUGGCGGUGGCUGCGUGACAGCGUACGGCUGCUCCUUGGGUGCGCGGUGCAGAGAAGGGGGUGCAGGAUGCAGGGAGCCAGGUGCAUGCGGAACGAGCGGAGUUGUGGGCGUGUGGCUUGUGGCGACCUCCACUGGUCGCGGAAGGGAGUACACCGAAUCCACACUGAGCACUGUUACCAGGAGUUUACCAAAACGCCGGGAGCAGGGACACAUUUCUUCCACUAGGC
Astrephomene gubernaculifera is the source of this 2184-nucleotide messenger RNA. NCBI's taxonomy places the organism in Eukaryota, Viridiplantae, Chlorophyta, Chlorophyceae, Chlamydomonadales, Astrephomenaceae. The record is from the annotation of a GenBank genome assembly.